Pteropus alecto (black flying fox) is the source of this 1954-nucleotide messenger RNA. RefSeq names its product mutY DNA glycosylase (gene MUTYH). Lineage: Eukaryota; Metazoa; Chordata; Mammalia; Chiroptera; Pteropodidae. The transcript has 16 exons. Bases 1 to 1890 code for a protein of 629 amino acids. Gene Ontology annotation, molecular function: 8-oxo-7,8-dihydroguanine DNA N-glycosylase activity; 4 iron, 4 sulfur cluster binding; adenine/guanine mispair binding. The record is from RefSeq and is a predicted model, not a curated record. Gene Ontology annotation, biological process: mismatch repair; base-excision repair. Gene Ontology annotation, cellular component: nucleus.
AUGACACCGUGCGUUCCUCGCCUGAGUAGUCUGUGGGUACGCAGGACGUCCGCUUCGUCUCCUAGCCCUACUUUUGCAGUCGGGGGUGGGGGCCGGCCCUCGCCUCCGGAGUCGGUGACGGGCCGGAUUUCCGUUCAGACCUCCCGGGUUUGGCACCGAGGACUCAGUACCAAGCGCGUUGGGAGCCUAUUGGCUGUUGCUGUCCGACUCCCGGCCCCGAUUGGCCGGAGCCACGCCCCUUGGGAAGCGUUGUCGCGGGACACGGCGUGGGAGGCCAUCAUGAAAAAGCCACGAGCAGCUGUGGGAAGUCGUCAUAGGAAGAAGGCAUCCAGCCAGGAGGGAAGGGAGAGACAUAACCUCAGCAGCAACCAGGCCAAGCCUUCUGCACCUGAUGCCUAUGCAGGGACAAUUCCUGAGUUUCCUGAGGCCCCAGCAGGCCUCUCCAGGCGGCAGAAGAAGGUGGUAUUGCAGGCCCCUGUCUCCUCGUACCAUCUAUUCAGAGAUGAAGCUGAGGUCACAGUCUUCCGGGAGAGCCUGCUGAGCUGGUAUGACCGAGAGAAGCGAGACCUACCGUGGAGAAGGCUGGCAGAGGGUGAGGGAGACCUGGACAGACGGGCAUAUGCUGUGUGGGUCUCAGAGGUCAUGCUGCAGCAGACCCAGGUUGCCACGGUGAUCGACUAUUAUACCCGAUGGAUGCAGAAGUGGCCAACACUGCAGGAUCUGGCCAGUGCUUCCCUGGAGGAGGUGAAUCAGCUCUGGGCUGGCCUGGGUUACUACUCUCGAGGCCGGCGGCUACAGGAGGGAGCCCGGAAGGUAGUAGAGGAGCUAGAGGGCCAUGUGCCACGUACAGCAGAGUCCUUGCAGCAGCUCCUGCCUGGUGUAGGGCGGUACACAGCCGGAGCCAUUGCUUCCAUUGUGUUUGGCCAGGUAACCGGUGUGGUGGACGGGAACGUGGUACGGAUGCUUUGCCGUGUCCGAGCCAUUGGUGCUGAUCCCAACAGCUCCCUUGUCUCCCAGCAGCUCUGGAGCCUAGCCCAGCAGCUGGUAGACCCAAUCCGGCCAGGGGACUUCAACCAAGCAGCCAUGGAACUUGGGGCCACAGUGUGCACCCCACAGCGCCCGCUCUGCAGCCAGUGCCCUGUGCAGAACUUGUGCCGGGCAUACCAGAGGGUGGAGUGGGAGCAGCUCCAAGCCUCACGGAGCCUGCCAGGCAGUCCUGAUGUGGAAGAAUGUGCUUCCAACAAUGGACAGUGCCAGCUUUGCGCGCCUCCUACAGAGCCAUGGGACCAGACCCUGGGUGUGGCCAACUUUCCCAGAAAGGCCAGCCGCAGGCCCCCCAGGGUGGAAUGUUCUGCCAUCUGUGUUCUAGAGCAGUCCAGGGCUCUUGGGGACACCCAAAUUCUGCUGGUACAGAGGCCCGACUCAGGUCUGCUGGCAGGACUAUGGGAGUUCCCAUCCGUGACUGUGGAGCCCUCAGGGCAGCAUCAGCGCAAGGCCCUGCUGCAGGAACUGCAGAGUUGGGCUGGGCCCCUCCCAGCCACCCGCCUCCAGCAUCUCGGGCAGGUGGUCCACACCUUCUCCCACAUCAAGCUCACAUACCACGUGUACGGUCUGUCCCUGGGAGGGCAGACCCCAGUGACCAUUACACCGCCUGGAGCUCGCUGGCUGACCCGGGAGGAGUUUCGCACUGCAGCUGUCUCCACUGCCAUGAAAAAGGUGUUCCGUGUGUAUGAAGACCAACAGCCAGGGACCUGCAAGAGUUCCAAAAGAUCCCGAGUGUCUACUCCGUCCAGCCAGAAGAAGCUCAGCCCAGGCCAGCAAGUCCUGGAUAGUUUCUUUCAGCCCCACACCCGCACCGAUGCACCUAGGUUUGACAGUGCAGCCCAGUGAUGCCUCUGGAAGCCCCCACUCCUUGAGAAUCCUGUUGUUUAAUAAAGUGCUUAUUUUUGCAGUU